Messenger RNA from Diatraea saccharalis (sugarcane borer), 1328 nucleotides. NCBI's taxonomy places the organism in Eukaryota, Metazoa, Arthropoda, Insecta, Lepidoptera, Crambidae. The record is from the annotation of a GenBank genome assembly.
GCACCCAAUUUUUGAUAGUUGAUAAGAUUAAGAAUGCGCGCAAAACAUUACUAUUAAUGAACAUUGCGAUAUUAUAGUGCCUUUCAUUCAUGUGAACGAUGAAUGUACCGAAGAGGUCAUAAUUGUGGUGCCACUUAGUUUUUUUUACUUACGAUGAGCGGGAGGGAAGGCGGAAAUGCAGUUCCCUCUUCGAGCGCGAGCGGCACGGGCGACGCUAGCAGGGUGACCGGCGUGACGCGUCGCGGCCGUUGUAAAUGGUUCAACGUAGCCAAAGGUUGGGGAUUCAUCACCCCUAAUGAUGGUGGGCAGGACGUUUUCGUGCAUCAGAGCGUAAUACAGAUGCCAGGUUUCCGUUCCCUGGGAGACGAGGAAGAAGUGGAAUUUGAAUGUAAAGAAUCUGAUAAAGGUCUAGAGGCAACACGCGUCUCUGGACCUUCGUCUGUUGAUUGCCAGGGGUCGCAUCGCCGCCCGCUGUCUAAGAAACGCUUCAGAAAGAUACGUUGCUACAAUUGUGGGGAGUUUGCGAACCACAUAGCGGCAAAGUGCAGUAUCGGUCCGCAACCAAAGAGAUGUCACAACUGCAAAAGCGAAGACCACCUUAUUGCUGAUUGCCCCGUAAAGGUUGAAAAGAAAGAUGAUCCGCAAUCGAAGAGUUCAGGCAGUUCCCAGGGGAGUCAGCAAGGCAGCCCUCGGCAGUCAUAAUACCAUCUUUAGAUUACCGUAACUUUAUUCAUAUCUGUCAAAUUUAUGUUUAGCAUAAAAGCAUUUCUGUUUACGUUUAGGUGUCGGUUCGAAAUUAUGGAAUCAUUUAAAAAUCUAAAUAAUGAUACAUUUUCUGUCGAUGCGAUAAUAAUGAUUAGAAAAGAACACAUCUACCUCAUUCAAUCUACCUUCAUAAACAGCACAACUGAGAAGACUGAUCAGUACAAAUCCAUAAUUUAGUACAAAAUCAUAAGUAUGUAUUUUUAUUAAUAGAAUAUUUAUAACCUAAGUUCGCAAAAGUAACGUAAGUACAAAUUUUAUGUGUUCGAGUGUCAAUAUCUUUAGUUAACUUUAUUUUAAAAUGGUAUUUACCCAAAGUUAAGUGUGUGCUUAUUUUACUAUUAUUAAUUUUGUUGCUAUAUUAUAUUAUGAUUAACUUUGUGUUAGAAUUUAACGGUACAUACUACGUUAAAUUAGGAUUAGAAGUAUUAAAUCUGGCUAUGAAAAUAAUAAUAUCAAUAACUAAGAGCAUACAUACAUCACUUAUUAAGAUUUCCGUCAAUUUAUUGAUUAAAAACUCAUUUUUAACAUGGCAUGCAAUAAAAAAUAUAUAAGUGCAAUUGUAA